GGUGUAGAAACUUAGAACGUGGACAGUUAGCCAAUUCAAAUAUCAACAAAUCUCUACACAAGAAGAAUAAUAUUACUACUACUAUAUUAGCAUUAUACAUUUUAUAUUAUGCUUCCAAUUACAUGAAAUAUUCAAAUGGCUUUGAGGUUUCUUCAAUAUCAACCAUUUUCUCCAAUUUUCAAUAUCAACUCCCAUAAUAGAAAACAAAAAUUCUUGAUACGUAAUGAAGUCUCUAUUUCUUCUACCAUUCCUUCCAAGCAAUCCAUCUCAGGCAAGUCAGAAGCAGAUAUCGUUGUCAUUGGGAGCGGUAUAGGUGGGCUAUGUUGUGCUGGACUUCUUGCUAGGUACGGCCAAGAUGUUUUAGUACUGGAAAGUCAUGAUGUAGCUGGGGGUGCCGCUCACUCUUUUGAUAUUAAAGGGUACAAAUUUGACUCUGGUCCAUCAUUGUUCUCCGGUUUUCAAUCACGAGGUCCUCAGGCAAAUCCAUUAGCACAGGUUCUUGAUGCAUUAGGUGAAUCAAUUCCCUGCAUCAAUUAUGACUCGUGGAUGGUAUACGUACCUGAAGGUGAAUUCCUGUCACGCAUUGGCCCAACUGAGUUUUUUAAGGAUCUAGAGAAGUAUGCAGGACCAGAUUCAGCAAGAGAGUGGAGGAAACUUCUUGACGCAAUACUUCCAAUGUCAGCAGCUGCAAUGGCUCUGCCUCCACUAUCUAUCCGAGGGGACUUGGGUGUUCUUUCCACUGCUGCUGCUAGAUAUGCACCUUCUCUUUUAAAAUCUUUUGCUCAAAUGGGACCUCAAGGAGCCCUUGGUGCUACCAAACUUCUCAGACCCUUUUCAGAUAUCAUUGAUUCUUUGGGGAUAAAAGACCCUUUUAUUCGAAAUUGGCUUGAUCUCCUAGCCUUCUUGCUUGCCGGAGUCAAAACUAACGGCAUACUCUCAGCAGAAAUGGUGUACAUGUUUUCAGAAUGGUAUAAGCCAGGUUGUACUCUAGAAUAUCCGCUUCAUGGAAGUGGAGCAAUUGUUGAUGCCCUUAUUCGAGGAUUACAAAAGUUUGGUGGGCGGAUUUCUCUCAGGAGUCACGUAGAAAACAUAGUUGUUGAAAAUGGUCGAGCUGUUGGAGUCAAACUAAGAGGUGGCCAAUUUGUCAGUGCCAAGAAGGCUGUAGUCAGCAAUGCAUCUAUGUGGGAUACGCUGAGUUUAUUGCCUCCAGAAGUUGUCCCGAAGUCAUACCAGGACCGGAUUGAAACAACCAAACAGUGUGAAUCAUUCAUGCAUCUGCAUUUGGGUUUUGAUGCAGAGGGUAUACCUGAUGAUCUGGGAAUCCAUCAUAUAGUAGUUAAUGACUGGGACCGAGGGGUUGAUGCUGAUCAGAAUGUUGUACUGAUAUCUGUGCCGAGCGUGCUUAGUCCAGAUCUUGCUCCACCUGGAAAGCAUGUUUUACAUGCUUAUACCCCUGGAACUGAGCCAUUUGAAAUGUGGGAAGGUCUUGAUCGCCGGAGCAAUGAGUACAAAAACCUCAAGGCUGAAAGAUCCGAGGUAAUGUGGAAGGCUGUAGAAAAAGCACUCGGGCCAGGAUUUUAUCGCGAGAAGUGUGAGGUGAAAUUAGUUGGAACUCCAUUAACACAUCAAAGAUUUCUUAGAAGAAAUAGGGGGACCUAUGGACCAGCUAUAUUAGCAGGUAAAAGCACAUUUCCUGGACAUUCAACGCCAAUUCCACAACUCUUGUGCUGUGGAGACUCUACUUUUCCUGGCAUUGGAGUGCCUGCAGUUGCUGCUAGUGGCGCCAUUGUCGCGAAUUCACUGGUUUCUGUUACGGAACAUUCACAGCUUCUUGAUGCUGUAGGGAUAUGAUCGAGAAAACAGCGCGGCUGUCAAGUUGGUUUGAAGUCGUGGAAAAUUUUGAUUCAUUCUGUAUAAAGCUUAGUGCUUUUCUUAUUCUCUAUAAAGCUUAACAUUGGUUAUACUCUGAACAAUACUGCCUUUGUUUACAUUAAUGAAAUGUUAAAUGUGUUUUUGAA
This is a messenger RNA of Capsicum annuum, 2018 nucleotides long. Its product is annotated as prolycopene isomerase, chloroplastic. The coding region runs from base 136 to 1851 and encodes 571 amino acids. Gene Ontology annotation, biological process: carotenoid metabolic process. The transcript has 10 exons. The record is from RefSeq and is a predicted model, not a curated record. Gene Ontology annotation, molecular function: oxidoreductase activity. Lineage: Eukaryota; Viridiplantae; Streptophyta; Magnoliopsida; Solanales; Solanaceae.